This is a messenger RNA of Schistosoma turkestanicum, 1198 nucleotides long. The record is from the annotation of a GenBank genome assembly. Lineage: Eukaryota; Metazoa; Platyhelminthes; Trematoda; Strigeidida; Schistosomatidae.
UCUUCGCUUAGACACUAUGAUAAGCAUAUAUGUACUGUACUGUAAAUUGAUUUUCACUAAUCACCAUUCUACUAUUCAUUUCAGACUUUUCAUAUAGGAAUAAGAAUAUGUCAUCUAAACGUUUGAUAUUAUUUUAUUUCAUUGGAAUUGCAUUUCCAAGUUACUUGCAAUGUCAAACCGUUUGUCGAAAACUGGAUAAAAUCAUCUUCUAUCCAUAUAGAGAAAUAGUUUAUGUAAACGAAACCUAUAGAGAGUAUGGUCGUUACUAUUAUUCUCAGAUAAUCAAUCUAAAACAACCUUCUCCAAUGGUGAAUGGAAAAUUCCAUGAAAUGCAGCAAAACGAUGCGGUUAUCAGACCACCAUUCAGCGUUGAAUUCUAUGGGGAACACUACGAUGUGAUCAAUGUGAAUAAAAGAGAAAGUUGCCGUUUAUUCGUAACUAACUCAAACGAACUAUCUGAAACGAUACGAAGAAUUAAUACUUUCAUAUACAAAUCCUCACAUCAAUAUGAUGUAUAUAUUGCAACUGAAGAUAAGUUUGUGGCUGUAAAAUGGUUAUCUAAGGAUAAAUCAAUUCAGGUUCAUUCAUAUCUAUACGCAAAUGGAAACAUAACUUUCUAUUACGAAAAGAUACCCAAUAACAUAAAUCGCAAAGAAAUUGAGUCGGGCAUUUCAAAUGAUUUGGUGUGUAAGAAUACUGAAACGGAAAUUUGUUCCAAACAACAAUCAGCUGAACAAUGCUUUAACUCAACCAUAUCAAAAGUGAGGUGUUAUUGGUGUCCAACUAUUAAAAAGUGCAGUAAUGGUCAAGAUAUUCAAAUCAUAAAGUGGUUAGAGAACGAUUGCGAUAAAAUGAAUAUUUCUCAGCCUCAAGAUUUGACGACCGCAACUUCUGAAGUCACUACUUCAGAGAAUACGGAAGAACAAAAGAAUAUUUCUCGAUCUCAACGUUCGACGACUACAAUCAUUAUUGUCGUUUCAAUUACACUGAUUUUGUUAUUUUUGUUUUCGUCAUUGUUGAUUUUUCGCAAAUUCUUCUUUAAAAAAUGUGCAACACUUUUCUCUUGAUCUGUAAAUUUUGUUACAUACAACUGAAUAUGUAACACAUUUGAUUAUUAGACGAUUAGUUUUGAUUAGUUGAGUUAUUUUUUUUUGCUAAUAUUUAAAUGAAAUUACAGAAUUUGUGAUUUAUAAUCAUA